CCCUUCGAAGCUUAAAUGAAACUUGAAAUCUUUUCAGAAUAUGCAAAGCUAAUUUAUGUUAUUCUCUUUAUCGCAGCUUCGAGGUUUUCUAGGAGGUAUUCAGUUGGAGCUGUUUGGUUGGUGAUGGCUCCAAAGCAACCUAAUACUGGCCUUUUUGUGGGCUUAAACAAAGGACAUGUUGUUACCAAAAAGGAAUUGGCUCCCCGCCCUUCUGAUAGAAAGGGGAAAACCAGCAAGAGAGUCCACUUUGUGAAGAGCCUAAUUAGGGAGGUUGCCGGUUUUGCUCCUUAUGAGAAGAGGAUUACUGAACUUCUCAAGGUUGGAAAAGAUAAGCGUGCUUUGAAGGUGGCAAAGAGAAAGCUAGGCACUCAUAAGAGGGCCAAGAAGAAGCGUGAGGAGAUGUCCAGUGUUCUACGCAAGAUGAGGUCAGCUGGAGGUGCAGAGAAGAAGAAGUGAGUUGGAUUAUGGUCGUCCUUCAUAGACAGUUCAACUUUUUGAUGUGUCAAUUUUUCUUCCGUGUCAUGUUUUGAGAGUUUUGACUUGCUUAUAGAGCUCAAAAUUUUGUAGUAUUGCCUCCAAAUUUUGAGAAUUGUUGUGUUACAGUUGGUUAAAAUUGGUUCUAUAUCAAUUUCUUUGAAUUUUUUAAUCUGCAAUUGGUUCACUUGAUCA
Messenger RNA from Theobroma cacao (cacao), 669 nucleotides. RefSeq names its product large ribosomal subunit protein eL36y-like. Gene Ontology annotation, cellular component: ribosome. The record is from RefSeq and is a predicted model, not a curated record. Lineage: Eukaryota; Viridiplantae; Streptophyta; Magnoliopsida; Malvales; Malvaceae. Gene Ontology annotation, biological process: translation. Gene Ontology annotation, molecular function: structural constituent of ribosome.